This is a messenger RNA of Anthostomella pinea, 1782 nucleotides long. NCBI's taxonomy places the organism in Eukaryota, Fungi, Ascomycota, Sordariomycetes, Xylariales, Xylariaceae. The record is from the annotation of a GenBank genome assembly.
AUGGGCGCCCCCCACCGCAACGCCGCCCAUGUGGCGAAGCCGCCCAAGGACAUGAGCCACCACUAUUCCGAUGUGACAAAGGCGAGGGUGCCGAGUAAGAUGAAGGAGUACUACAAGUACUUCCUAAUCCCAGGCAUUGGCAACCUGGCCGGCGGUCUCCCCAACGCUCGCUUCUUCCCCUUCGACACCCUCGAGGCCCAGAUUGCAAAGCCGGACCGAUGGACCCCGUCGCCCAACCGGCCCGGCGCCGAUUCACCCGCCUCCGAGAUGGCCGCCAUGGCCCUUUCCUCACCCUCGGAGCCGAGCGCCGCCUCCCACGUCGUAGUCCCACACGACGCGCAGACCUCCGACCCGACAAAGAAGAUCGACCUGGCCUCCGCCUUGCAGUACGGCCAGGCCACCGGCUACCCACCAUUACUCUCCUUCAUCCGCCAGUUCGCGCGCGAGUGUCUGCACCCGAACGUGCCGUACGCCGGUGGGCCCGAGGUCAUCUUCACCACCGGCUCCACCGACGGCAUGGCAAAAGCCCUAGAACUAUUUACCAACAUCUGGGUGCCCGGCAAGAAUGACGUACGCGAGCGCCCAGGGCUCCUCACCGAGGUCUUCAUGUACUCCAACGUACUGAACCAAGCCAAGCCGCGAGGCGUCCGAACCUGCCCCGUCGAGAUGGAUGAGGAGGGUAUGGCCCCGUUCGGCCCCGGUGGCCUCGAAGACGUGCUGGAGAACUGGGAUGACAGCAAGGGAAAGCGACCCCAUCUGAUGUACACCGUCACAAUGGGCCAUAAUCCGACGAGCGGUGUUCUAUCGCUGAAGCGACGGAAGGAAAUAUACGCCCUAUGCAGUAAGUACGAUGUAAUCAUCGUCGAAGACGACCCGUAUUGGUACCUGCAGUACCCGUCAGCAGAAAUCGAGGAGGCAAAAGCACGGCAUUUACCUAUUCCGGAAGCCCAAGCUGCCAACACUCUUGAGAAGAAGUCUGGCUACCCCUUCAUAGACUCUUUGGUGCCAUCGUUCCUGAGCAUUGAUGUCGACGGCCGAGUCAUCUGUGAGCGCAUCAUGCGCAUCAACGAGUCAGGCACCCAGCAGCCUUCAGGCUUCGUACAGGUCGUCAUCGCUGAGGCUGUUAUGGGUCCUCAACCGGAUGCCUCCGCUGUCUUUGCGUCUCGGUCCAGAAGAGACCAACCGAACUUCAAUGGCUGGAAGAUGGAUGGUUGGGUCCGCUGGCUCGCAGGCCUCCGCGGCCAGUACGAGAGACGCAUGAAAAGAAUGUGCAGCAUCCUGGAGGAUAAUGCCUACCAGCUUAAGCAGUCGACACCAAUGCGCGAGUCCGACGCCGACUGGGGCGUCAUCACCAAGACGAAGCUCUACGACUUCGAGUGGCCGAGAGGCGGCAUGUUCCUGUGGCUGCGAAUGCACUUCGAGUCACACCCGCUGUUUGGCGCGACCGGCUCCAAGGGCAACGUCAUCAAUGGCGUCGCACUCUCGACCGCACUCAUGCUUUUCCUGACCCACAAACCGUACCUUGUCCUCGUUUCUCCGGGCAUGAUGUUCAGCGCCACCGACCAGAUCCGAGGCGAGCGUGGCUGGGCCUACUACCGGCUGUGCUUCGCGGCCGAAACCGAGGAAAAUAUUGACAGCUGUUCACUACGGUUUGCCCAAGGCACCCAGAAGUUCUGGCGCAUUAAGAAGGUGAAGGAGCUCGAGGCUAUCCUCGAGGACCAGAGUGCGAGUGCCGAGGAUGUCGAAGGACUGGUGAACAUGGGCAGCUAUAUGGGCUGUUAG